AAUCUUGACAGACUCCAACUUGGAUCAAGAAAAUCUUUCAGUAAUGCCCAUUGUCGGAAUGGCAGGCCUGGGGAAGACAACUGUGGCUAGGUCACUAUUCAAUAAAGAUUCUAUUGGUGGACAUUUUGAGAAGAAAAUAUGGGUGUGUGUAUCUAACACUCUUGAGGUCAAUUCGAUUUUAAGUUGGAUAUUAGAAUAUCUUAACCCAACAAAGGCUGGGAUACAACGCCUAGAUGCAUUGCUUAAAAACCUAGUACAAGAAUUGGAAAAAAAGAGAUAUUUUCUUGUGCUUGAUGAUGUGUGGAACGAAGAUCCUCAAAAAUGGAGCAAUUUGAUGACUUGUUUGUCAAAACUUCGUAGUGCCCAGGGAAGCGUUGUUAUAGUCACUACGCGCAGUGCCAGUGUUGCAUCAAUCACGAAAAAAGUAAUUCCAAUGUAUGUUUUGAGAAGUCUAUCUGUUGAUGAUUGUUGGGACAUAUUGAAGAAAAGAGCAUUUCCAGAUGGUAAUGCUCCUAUUGCAAAAGAUCUAGAAACAAUUGGAAGGGAGAUUGCCAGAAAGUGUGCUGGUAUACCUUUAACGGCAAAGAAUUCAGAUUCAGUUGCUUGACUUGGCGCCAAUCCCUCCCUGAUCAUACGCUUGGGGGGGGCAGUUUUGGAAAGUGAAUAUACAAGACAACUAGCUGCCGUCUUAUCUCCUCAUAGGAUUUUGUCAAAAGUGAGCAAAUCUUUGCAUAGUAAUAUUUCGAGGUGAUAGGCUUAAGUGUAGCAAUUUUUCAUUACAUUUGUUAUCACACCAGAUGUAUGCAUUUAAAGGGGUUAAAUAAAUUGUAAACUUACUUCUAUCAUGCAUUUAAAGGGGGUUAAAUAAACUGUAAACUUACUUCAAUCAUGGUUUAAAAUCGUCUAUGUAAUCAUAAAUAACUAUAUUUCACCAUAUCAACUUAUCAACUUGUGAUAACUCAAAAUAUAGAAGCAAGGUUUAGCGAAUUACCACAUCAAUAAGCAAUAUUUUCGUGAAUUGUGAGACCAGGUUUGACAACUAGUGUGGUUAUUUUCACCUAUUUGUCAUAUUUCCUCACCCACAUUAUCUUCAAAUAUUUAACGAUAAAUUUACCCCUUUGUAAAAAAACCUUUGCACAUUAUUUAUCUCCUUUUGAAAAGAAAUCGAUGCCACAGUGGCUUCAUGACAUGUCUAAUAUGUACUAGUCGCUCC
Prunus dulcis (almond) is the source of this 1213-nucleotide messenger RNA. Its product is annotated as putative disease resistance protein RGA3. Gene Ontology annotation, molecular function: ADP binding. The transcript has 2 exons. The coding region runs from base 44 to 607 and encodes 187 amino acids. The record is from RefSeq and is a predicted model, not a curated record. NCBI's taxonomy places the organism in Eukaryota, Viridiplantae, Streptophyta, Magnoliopsida, Rosales, Rosaceae. Gene Ontology annotation, biological process: defense response to other organism.